This is a messenger RNA of Rattus rattus (black rat), 2480 nucleotides long. RefSeq names its product protein kinase C iota (gene Prkci). Gene Ontology annotation, molecular function: diacylglycerol-dependent serine/threonine kinase activity; protein binding; ATP binding. Gene Ontology annotation, biological process: protein phosphorylation. NCBI's taxonomy places the organism in Eukaryota, Metazoa, Chordata, Mammalia, Rodentia, Muridae. The record is from RefSeq and is a predicted model, not a curated record.
UGGCGGGAGGCGUGUUGUGCAGAGCGGAGGGAGGAGCGCCGGGGCUCGGGCUGUGGCGGCGAAGCGACCCUUCGCUCGCUCUGGCGGGUUAGGCGUGUUGGUCGGGGAGGCGGGCGGCCACGGCUUCCCGACAAGCUCGGGAGGCCGAGACCCUCGCGGCGCCCGGCGCUGCCCGGAUCCCCUCAGCCUCCAGCGGAGAGGCGGGGGAGUGAGGAGAUGCCGACCCAGAGGGACAGCAGCACCAUGUCUCACACGGUCGCGUGCGGCGGCGGCGGGGACCAUUCCCACCAGGUCCGGGUGAAAGCCUACUACCGCGGGGAUAUUAUGAUAACACACUUCGAGCCUUCCAUCUCCUUUGAAGGACUUUGCAGUGAGGUUCGAGAUAUGUGUUCUUUUGACAAUGAGCAGCCAUUCACCAUGAAAUGGAUAGAUGAGGAAGGAGACCCGUGCACAGUGUCUUCUCAGUUGGAGUUGGAAGAGGCUUUCAGGCUGUAUGAACUGAACAAGGAUUCUGAACUCCUGAUCCACGUGUUCCCGUGUGUACCGGAGCGUCCUGGAAUGCCUUGCCCAGGGGAAGACAAGUCCAUUUACCGCAGAGGGGCGCGCCGGUGGAGAAAGCUGUAUUGUGCAAAUGGCCACACUUUUCAAGCCAAGCGCUUCAACAGGCGUGCCCACUGUGCCAUCUGUACAGACAGGAUCUGGGGACUUGGACGACAAGGAUAUAAAUGCAUCAACUGCAAACUGCUGGUUCAUAAGAAGUGCCACAAGCUUGUCACAAUUGAGUGUGGGCGACAUUCUUUGCCACCGGAACCCAUGAUGCCAAUGGACCAGUCAUCCAUGCACCCAGACCACACACAGACAGUAAUUCCAUAUAAUCCUUCAAGUCAUGAGAGUUUGGACCAAGUUGGUGAAGAAAAGGAGGCAAUGAGCACCAGGAGAGUGGGAGCGUCAUCAAGCUUAGGUCUCCAGGAUUUCGAUUUGCUUCGAGUUAUAGGGAGAGGAAGUUACGCCAAAGUACUGCUGGUUCGAUUAAAAAAGACAGAUCGCAUUUAUGCAAUGAAGGUUGUGAAGAAAGAGCUCGUCAAUGACGAUGAGGAUAUUGAUUGGGUACAGACAGAGAAGCAUGUGUUUGAGCAGGCGUCCAAUCACCCUUUCCUUGUUGGUCUGCAUUCCUGCUUCCAGACAGAAAGCAGGCUGUUUUUUGUCAUAGAAUAUGUGAAUGGAGGGGAUCUCAUGUUUCAUAUGCAGCGGCAAAGAAAACUUCCUGAAGAACAUGCCAGGUUUUACUCAGCAGAAAUCAGUCUAGCACUAAAUUAUCUUCAUGAGCGAGGGAUAAUUUAUAGAGAUUUGAAGUUGGACAAUGUACUGCUGGACUCUGAAGGACACAUCAAACUCACUGACUACGGCAUGUGUAAGGAAGGAUUACGGCCCGGAGAUACAACCAGCACCUUCUGUGGGACUCCCAAUUACAUUGCUCCUGAGAUCUUAAGAGGAGAAGACUAUGGCUUCAGCGUUGACUGGUGGGCUCUUGGAGUGCUCAUGUUUGAGAUGAUGGCGGGAAGGUCUCCAUUUGAUAUCGUUGGGAGCUCUGACAAUCCUGACCAAAACACAGAGGAUUAUCUGUUCCAAGUCAUUUUGGAGAAGCAGAUCCGCAUACCGCGCUCCCUGUCUGUGAAAGCAGCAAGUGUGCUGAAGAGUUUCCUCAACAAGGACCCAAAGGAACGAUUGGGUUGUCACCCUCAAACUGGAUUUGCUGACAUCCAAGGACACCCAUUUUUCCGUAAUGUGGAUUGGGACAUGAUGGAGCAGAAGCAAGUGGUUCCGCCCUUUAAACCAAACAUUUCUGGAGAAUUUGGUUUGGAUAACUUUGACUCCCAGUUUACCAACGAACCAGUCCAGCUCACUCCAGAUGAUGAUGACAUCGUGAGGAAGAUCGAUCAGUCUGAAUUUGAAGGUUUCGAGUAUAUCAACCCUCUCUUGAUGUCUGCAGAAGAGUGUGUCUGAUUCUGCUCACUGCCAUUUAGUGCAUGGAUCACCCGUUAGCCCGGCCACAGUUAGCAUUUUAUGUUGUCCUUACAAAUCUCUCUCAAUAUCCUGUUAGCGACUAUAGGAAUCAUAUAGCUAAGCAGAGCUAAAAAACCAGAAACUAGUUUCCUGACAGUCAUGUCAGACUCCAGUUAUGCUUGCUCUCCAGAGGCUCCUAAUGAGAAAGGACAGUGUCUUUGUGUAAAGGAAACAGCCUAGCUUGUCAAAGAACGCCUCUGCCGCGUUGUGACACUCAGUGGGAUGACAUCAUCCGUCUCCCACAGUUGUCACUUUGGGUUAAGGCAUGGAAGGCUUAAUUGUAGAGUGGAGGGCCAUGCUAAGUAUAUCUGCUAGUGUUACUGGUUUCUGAGUUCCCUCAGUUUGAAUCCUCCUAUAAAUCUUCUCAUUACUUUGGGUAAUUUAAAGAAGCAGCUAUCAAAUUGAUACACAAUUGA